Strongylocentrotus purpuratus (purple sea urchin) is the source of this 1444-nucleotide messenger RNA. Its product is annotated as UDP-N-acetylglucosamine transferase subunit ALG14 homolog. The coding region runs from base 31 to 699 and encodes 222 amino acids. The transcript has 5 exons. NCBI's taxonomy places the organism in Eukaryota, Metazoa, Echinodermata, Echinoidea, Camarodonta, Strongylocentrotidae. The record is from RefSeq and is a predicted model, not a curated record. Gene Ontology annotation, cellular component: UDP-N-acetylglucosamine transferase complex. Gene Ontology annotation, biological process: dolichol-linked oligosaccharide biosynthetic process.
AUUACGAACGAGACUGAAUUAAAAAGCAAAAUGGCUGCGCCCACUAACGUGUCGUCACCAAUGUUUGUAAUUGGUUUUCUUUGCUUAUUUGUCGUGAUCUGCUUAUUUAGGUUAUUAUUUGUCAUGAUUAAUCUCGGAAAGAUAAAGACAAAACAUCCGAAUGCAGUGAAAACUUUGAUCGUCGCAGGAUCAGGGGGCCACACAACUGAAGUCAUCCGCCUCCUAGGUAGCAUGUCAGACGUCUAUUCUCCCCGUGUGUAUGUAUAUGCUAAUACAGACAAAAUCAGUGAGGAUAAGAUCAGGACAUUCGAAGAGAGCAAGACUGCAAAAGGGGAUAGUCAAAAUUAUAUCAUAGAGAAGAUUCCGCGCAGCAGAGAAGUACGGCAAUCCUACCUCACCAGUACUAUCUCAACUCUUUAUGCUACAUUAUUUGCCUUCUCCAUCAUCUUCAAACAUUCUCCGGACUUGCUACUUGUAAAUGGGCCUGGAACCUGUAUCCCGCUUUGUGCUGCUGCAUUUGCAAUGAGGUUUCUAGGUGUGAAGCCCGUCAUUCAAGUCUAUGUAGAGAGUAUCUGUAGAGUUGAAUACUUGUCGCUCUCCGGGCUCAUCAUGUACUACUUUGCUGAUCAUCUCGUAGUCCAGUGGCCAUCACUGAAGGAAAAAUAUCCAAAAGCAGUUUAUCUGGGCAGGGUAGUCUAGUAUUUAAGUAACAUAUUAUAAAUAAUAAUAAUAAUAUGACAAUUUGUAUAGUGCAGCUUCUAUACAAAUACCUGUAUAUUCUGCUCGCUUAGAACAAAGUAUCAUAUUACUACCCCGGCUGUAGCUAAGCAAUAAUAAGGUGCUAAAUUGUCAAAGGAAUUUCUUCCUUCCGGGUAGGCAUGGUUCCCAUAUACUUCAACCCUCUACUGUCAACCAACUUAUGCCUGGGUGGAGGUAUGCGGCAAAGAAUAAUAGUGCCAGGUUGGAAGUGAGAGCCGAGUGAAUGAAAUGUUUAAUUUUAAUUUUUAAUUCGGUUUUCUUUAAAUUCUAAAUGAAAGAAAUGAAGCUACUGCUAAUGAAUGGAGCUACACUGUAUCAAAAGCACCCAGUGCAAUGUUUAACUCAAUUAUUAAAGGAAUAACCUUUCCAAUUAUCUAUUUGUUAAAAGAAGGAAAGAAGAUCAUAAUUUCAGACUGAAUUGGAAUUUACACUUAGCAGUGCUUCGUAAUGACAACAAAAUAAUACAUUUAUUUAUUAUUCAGCAAAUAAAAUGUAUGUAGAAUUACUGUGUACAUGGUUAAAAUGAUAUUGAAUGCCUUUAACAUAUUAUCAAGAUGGCUGAUGCUGAUAGAUUCUUUACAACAUCAAAAUGAUUGUUACUAAAAUUGUCAAAUUGAUAUAUUUUGCCACAGGUUUCUGUAUAUUUGAUAUUGAAGUGAAAUAAAUUAUAUGGAUAUAGCACUAA